AGAAAUGCAGAGGCAGCAGCCGCGGUAGCGGCGGCAGUGCUCCAGCAGGCACUAGGCACUCCAGUCCCGGCGAGCGAGCGGGCGAGAGCCACAGCGCUCCGAGCGAGGCGAGGGGGCUCUGGGCUACCUGGGACUCUCUUUGUGACACCCCAGCUCACAAACACACCCACAGGGACAGAGGAAAAACACAUAAAGUAACUCAUUGGACACUUCCGCCUACUGAAACUCCUGGAGAAGUCUUUUCUACCAUGUCCCGAGGCAAUGCAGUAAAAAGAAAGGCCUAUUGAUGGGAUUUUUGAGAAACCAACUGCAAAGCUCCAACAUGGGAGGCAAACUGAGCAAGAAGAAGAAGGGAUACAGUGUCAAUGAUGAAAAAGCUAAAGACAAAGACAAGAAGGCUGAAGGAGCAGCAACUGAGGAAGAGGAGACUCCAAAGGAGGCUGAGGAUGCCCAGAAAACCACAGAGACCACAGAAGUGAAGGAGAACAAUAAGGAGGAGAAGGGAGAAAAGGAUACUCAGGUCACUGCCAAUAAGACAGAAGAAAAAGAAGGGGAGAAGGAGAAAACAGUGACCCAGGAAGAAACCCAGAAAACAGAACCUGAGAAGUCAGAGGCUGUUGUUGAUGCAAAAGUAGAGCCACAGAAGAAUACCGAACAGGCACCCAAGCAAGAGGAGCCGACUGCUGCCUCUGCUCCUGCUGCCAGUAGCGAAGCACCCAAACCCUCUGAGCCUAGCACCGAUGCAAAAGCUUCCCAGCCUUCAGAAGCCACGGCUCCCAGCAAAGCAGAUGACAAGAGCAAAGAGGAAGGGGAAGCCAAAAAGACUGAGGCUCCCGCGACGCCUGCAGCCCAAGAAACUAAAAGUGAAGUGGCCCCAGCUUCAGACUCAAAACCUAGCAGCAACGAGGCUGCACCUUCUUCCAAGGAGCCCGCGGCAACAGCAGCGCCUAGUUCGACUGCUAAGGCCUCGGACCCUGCAGCCCCUCCAGAGGAAGCGAAACCUUCUGAAGUUCCAGCGACUAAUUCGGAUCAAACCAUAGCAGUGCAAGAUUAAAUUGGACAGCCUGUUGAAACAACCACUUAAAACAACCUGUGUCUUUUUUUUAUUUUUUCAGCUAUACUAACUCGUUUCAGAUCUGAAAUAGCAAAUAUGUAUUGCCCAGAAAAGAAGGAGAAAAAAAAAAAAAAGAGAAAAAAUGAAAAGGAUGUCCCAUCAAGUUGGGAGGGAGGGAGGGGGGAGAAUCCAAAUAGUAUUUUUGUGGGGAAAUAUCUAAUAUACUUUCUGCCAACUUGACACAAGUCCUGGAUUAAAAUAAAUAAAUAAAUAAAUGGAUGUCUGAAAGUACAGCACAUCUUUUGUAUCUGAACUGCUGUAAAUGCACUCCACCAGUGUAUUAAAAUCUUCUUUUUGUUCUGUAAUGGGGUUUGGGAGUGAUGCGUUUGAUUCUGCCCACUAGGUUUGUGCCAAGGCAAUCAGAUCUUUAUGAAAGCAGUAUUUUCUGUGUUUUUUUUUUAUUUACAGCCUUUCUUAUUUUGAUAUUUUUUUUAUGCAGUGGAUGAAUGCCAACUUUCAGACAAAACCCACUUAGCUGUCCACAUAUUUCUCAAUGCCAAUCCUCCAAUUCUUCCUCUCCAAAUAUUUUUUGGGAGUAAAAAGCAUUCUCAUCCUACUUAGCCUACCUAGAUUUCUCAUGACGAGUUAAUGCAUGUCCGUGGUUGGGUGCACCUGUAGUUCUGUUUAUUGGUCAGUGGAAAUGAAAAAGUCUGCGUUCAUUGCAGUUCCAGUUUCUCUUCCAUUCUGUGUCACAGACACCAACACACACUCAUUGGAAAACAAAUGAAAAAACAAAAUGUACAAUGGAUGCAUUGAAAUUAUAUGUAAUUGUAUAAAUGGUGCAACAGUAAUAAAAGUUAAAUAAUUUAAAAAAUA
Parus major (Great Tit) is the source of this 1930-nucleotide messenger RNA. RefSeq names its product brain abundant membrane attached signal protein 1 (gene BASP1). Gene Ontology annotation, cellular component: nucleus; cytoplasm. Gene Ontology annotation, biological process: negative regulation of DNA-templated transcription. Gene Ontology annotation, molecular function: transcription corepressor activity; transcription cis-regulatory region binding. Bases 287 to 1054 code for a protein of 255 amino acids. NCBI's taxonomy places the organism in Eukaryota, Metazoa, Chordata, Aves, Passeriformes, Paridae. The record is from RefSeq and is a predicted model, not a curated record. The transcript is spliced from 3 exons.